UACAGUUACGAGUCACGGCUCGCCAACAAAUCUGAGCGGAUGGACCUCGACCCGACAACACCGUCCCCGCUCCAGCACCAGCACCAGCACCAGUCCACCCUCACCCCCCUCCAGUCCACCGUACACACUCCCUCAAACAGCUCACGCAAGCGCAAUCGCGAGAAUGAGACUCCCGCACAGCGCCUCAAGCGCGAGAAGGCUGCAGAGCGACAGCGCAGGAAGCGAGAGCGCGAUCGCAAUAAUGCCCAGACCAUCUCCAUGAUCGUCCUCGCCCACGACCAGCCUCCUCCCGACCCUGGCCAGCUGCCCUCGCCUCCCCCUCACCAGCCCCACCCCAUGACUCCCCAUGCGCAGCACCCCCAUCCACCGCUCCCGCACUCCCCCAUGCCACAUUCGCCUAUCCCACACCAGCAACCUCCCCAUCCCCAUUCCCAUCCUCACCCUCAUCCUCACCAGCAUCCUCAUGGCCACGCUACCCCUCUCCCCCCAGGUUUCGUCGCAGCCCCAAACGCAGACGAAAUCGUCAAGAAGGACAAAAUACGUGCAGCCGCCCGCGAAAGGCAGCGCAAACACCGCCAGCUCGUCAAAGCGCGCAAGAUGCGCGACAUGGGCAUGGAACCCCCUCCCCCUCACCACCCCCAUAUGCAUCACCACCCUCCGCCACCUGGCCACCACGGGCCGCCCCCGCCUGGCCACCCGGGCCACCAGGGUGGGGAGAUGAUGCCGACCAUGGAGGAGGUCGCUGCUUAUCAGCCGGGCCAGUAUGCUAUGCUCGCCCACCAUGAGAUGGGUGGGCCGCAUCCGCACGAGAUGAUGCCUCCCGGGCAUCCGCAUGGGCCUCCGCCGCCUGGUCAUCCUGGGCCUCCACCGGGCCAGCAUCCGCCAAACGGGGAGGGAGGCGAGCAGCAGGGGUACCCUGCGCAGGUCACGGGUGGACAGAGCUUUGCUUCGACGCUGCUUCUGUCCUUCUCGUGCGCGCCGUUGUUGAAGCAGCAUCUCCUUCGGACACUGCAGAUGACGAACGACGAGCUUGCAAGUUUGGAGCCCAUUAUCGCGGAGGCGUGGGACCAUUGGGAUCAUCAGCGUCGCAUCCACUGGGCCCAGCAAGCGGCAGCAGCAGCAGCCUCGGGCGUCGACCCCGGUGGCCCAGGCACCUUCGCCCCACCCAACGGACCUCAUAACGGAGCCGGUCCGGGCCCAGGUACCCCGCCCCAAGCCACCGCGCCUCAAGCCCAAAAUCAGACACCAAACCCCACGGACUACAGAGCGCGCUUCCAGCGCCCCGUCGUCGCGCCCUCCCCGUUCAAGAGUUUCGCAGUCGAGGCAGCUGCAGCUGCCGCUGCUGCCAACGGUGGUGGUGGUGUAAUGCCUUCGUCGCCGUCCGCUUCGAACGCCAAUCUGACGGGCAGUCCCGCGAACGCGGAGGGAGGAAUCGGAGGAGGGGCGUUGGUACCGGUGGGCACCAUCCCGGGGACGGGAACGAUUGACCCACAUCUCGCAGGCGUCGUGAUUGCCGCUGCGGGCGCGGACGUGACUGUGCGCCAGAAGGUGACGAUCGAUCCGGAUUUUGGGCAGGCGAAGGGUGAGGCGGAGGGGGUUGUCGGGAGGCUCGAGCGGCCUUGAGUCUCGGCGAUCGCCGUGGAGGGUGUUGAGCAUGAUCAUCUUGGAUAACUCUGAUGCUCGUAUCAUGCCAUGCCAGCCGCGCGUUUUCCUGUGUGCCGCUCGCCCUUUUCGCGCUGUCCUUUGGAAAUCCAUUUCUCAUUCCCUCACGAUAGGUCUGGUUCCGUUUCCUUUCCUCACAGUAGGUUUGGUACCACAUAUAGCACGCACGGACGAUAUCGUACAUUAUGAUCAUGAUCAUCUCGCUUGACGUGCAGUGUAUCGCUCGCCGGUGGCGUUUUGGGGCUUCUUGCUUUUAUGUUCCUCUUACAUGCAUUGCGUAUAUUCUUGUUACUCUACGUGCUUCCUCUAUUUUCCGACUGCUGAUUGUACGUGUACUUUUUAACUGCACAAUUUCAUUCUUG
Messenger RNA from Coniophora puteana RWD-64-598 SS2, 2024 nucleotides. RefSeq lists its product as uncharacterized. The coding region runs from base 40 to 1623 and encodes 527 amino acids. The record is from RefSeq and is a predicted model, not a curated record. The transcript is spliced from 2 exons. Lineage: Eukaryota; Fungi; Basidiomycota; Agaricomycetes; Boletales; Coniophoraceae.